AAGGGAAGAGUAGUAGAAGAGAGAGUGGUGGCGGCGUUUCUGUCUGAACAAUGGCCACUCUUCCGCUCCUCCGCCCAAGCUGCUUCCUUCCCACUCCAACCCUAAAACCCUCACUUCCCAGACACAAACCCUUUCUCCCUCUCAAACUCAAACCCAAAAACGGCGCCGUCGGGGCGCGCUUGUCGAACACCUCUUCUCCGCCGCCGACGGAGCGCCUCAUCUCCAUCGCCGCCUACACCCUCCCGUUCUUCAACUCCCUCCAGUACGGCCGUUACCUCCUGGCGCAGUACCCUAAGCUCGCCGUCCUCUUCGAUCCCAUCGUCCCCUUCCUCGCCUUCUACAGAUCCGUCCCCUACGCCUCCUUCGUCGCUUUCUUCGCCCUCUACCUCGGCGUCGUGCGAAACCCUACCUUCCCCCGCUACGUCAGGUUCAACGCCAUGCAAGCCGUCACCCUCGACGUUCUCCUCGUUAUUCCUCACCUCAUCGCGCGAAUCUUCUCCCCUGGUCGAGGCCCUCUCAUGGUUUGGUCCAGCAACGCCAUUUUCGUCUUCAGCAUUCUCUGCUUCCUCUACGGCGUCGCUUCCUGUGUCUUGGGACGCACGCCGUAUUUGCCCUUUGUCGCCGACGCUGCUUCCAGGCAAAUCUGAUUUUAUUUGGGCUUCUGCAAUUGCUUUUCUUUCUGCUUUCUUCCUUGUAUUUAAUCCCCUGUCGAAUCUUUCUGCAUUUUUGUAUCAUAAUUCUGCGAACAAUUGAUUCAAUCAACCGACAAGUUAAUUAACUCUGUUUGUUCUUUCGCUAA
Messenger RNA from Vigna unguiculata (cowpea), 799 nucleotides. RefSeq names its product chloroplast import component Tic20-II (gene TIC20-II). The record is from RefSeq and is a predicted model, not a curated record. Lineage: Eukaryota; Viridiplantae; Streptophyta; Magnoliopsida; Fabales; Fabaceae.